GAACAUGACUUUUGAUCAGUUGUGUUAAAUUUAUGUGCGUGUAACGUUUUUCAGUUCAGCCACAAACUGCAACAACAUGGGAAACGAUAUGAAGGAUAAGAAAAAGAAAAAAAAGGAAUUACAAGCGAUGGACGAGCAAUCAUCAUCCAGCUCUUCGUCUAGUUCUGAGAACAUGGAAGAAAUUUCUUGCACCCCUAAGAAGGAAGAACCCAUUCAUGACAUCUCUCAGCAGGAAGUCGACCCACAAACGUCCCGUGAACAGCUAGCGACUCCCCUCUCCCCUCAGCAGGAGAGAGUGACUCCUCUCACUCCUCAGCAGCAAGGAGCCAUUCCACGCCGUCACCAAGAGCAGGAAUCCGUUCCAGAAGCUGUCCUGCAGGAGGGAGUGACACCUCCGUCGCAGCACGAAGACAUUCGAUGUCGCCGUCGCCGAGAGCUGGACGCCAUUGUAGAAACUUUAGCGACACAGAAGAACGGAGAAAAGCAGCAAAAUCAGCAAGAGCAUCAAGCGAUUCCACCGACUUUCCAGCAGGUGGGAGUGAAUCCUGUCGCUCCUCAGCAGCAAGGAUCCGUUCCAGGCCGUCACGAAGAGCAACAAGCGAUUCCACCGACUUUGCAGCAAGAGAGAGCGCAUCUUGGCUCCCCUCAACAGCAAGGAGCCAGUCGAGGCCGUCGCCAAGGUGAACGUGAAGUACUUUUGGAACCACCUCCUUAUGAACUGCAUGCUCCAAGCCCAGCUGCUCAUGAUCGCGAGCCAGAAGAAGAAAUACAGCAUAUGGAAGAGGGACGGAUUUACAACAUUUCAAUCCCAGAGGACACUCACCAACCUGUACCUGUGUUUGAUCCUGAGCCAUGGCGGAAUAGAGCAUGUGAGAUCGAUUUCCUGGGAAAAAAACUAAAUAUUUUUUUUAUUGUCAUCGGAUUAGUCGGUCUAGUAUUCGUUAUAAAUGAGCUUCCUGCAUUCUCUGCGGUUGAGAAACAAAGGUCCAAAUUACCUAAACCGAUUUACCGCCUAGACACUGAAUCUGAAUAUAAAUUGCCAGAAGCUUCAAAACUCUUAGUACGGCUUCAUGGCAAGGACAAUCUUAAUUCCUGCAAUUCCCUUUACACCGUGGCUUGUGACGCGUAUGACAAAAGACAUAAAUGGCAUGUAAAGUCCACCAAGAAUGUCCGUUCGCAGAUGGAAGAAAGAAUCCAUAAUUGGAUUACAGAUCAGGAAGACAGGUGGAUUAAAUUUACCCACAAUUUCGAUAUAGUCAGAAAGUUCUACCGGCUCUGUACGGCCGAUCCUGAUAUAAAGACCGGUAGAUACUUCGAUGAGCUCCUCAGCAGGACUGGCAAUGCAGCGAAACUUAACUAUGCUGCAUCUUUUGAGCUCACUGGUGCAGCGCUCAAGAAUGGUCUUUUUGCGUACGUAUUCGCGGAACCGUCAAUAGUGGAAACCGAUGAGGGAUUGGCAGAAUUUGAGUUAAACCUGCCCUCGGUCAUUGUAAAUGACAUGUAUGAGAGGAUGUGGCAGCCUCAUAGACUCUAUAAAAUCAAGUCACUGAUACAUAGUUGGAUGUCGCCGAAAGGCCUAUUUAAAAAUGGCAAAUUGGAAAAAUUUGCAAUUGACAUUCUAAAUCUUAUAAAAAACGUCAACUCUUCCAAAUUCAACCCAGAACAUGCUUGGUUGGAAAAACAUUUUAUAGAACGAUCAACUGGAGUCAGUAAACCCAGGUAUAAAAUUAACCCCAAGAUGGAACACUACUUGCACGAUCUCAAUGAGCUGCUUGGCAAAACUGACCUAAAUAUUGUUGUAAACUACUUCAAGAUCAUGGUAAUCAUUCACGAUUGCAUUUACCUCCCAGGUCGAGAAGUCAAUGGAUGUGCGGACUUCCAUGGAAUGAAACCGUUCAACGAAACCUGUUAUUCCAUUGCUAGAAACAGUACAUGGUUCCAAGGAUUGCACGUCUUCGAAUACACGCAAAAUUAUAUAAGCGAAAUAAACACCGUCACAAUAAAUAGGAUCACACAUUCAGUUAUAAAAACUCUAGAAAACAGGCUGAAAGGGGAUAUGUGGCUUAACAGCAUAGCAGUAAAUGGCGCCAUUCAGCAUCUGAACAAUUUAACUGCAGUUUUGGGGUGGAAACCAUACAUCGGAUCAAUCGAAUACGAACAGAAAUCGUAUCCACAUCUUUAUAGGUCUCAGUAUGGUUCGCACUUGAUACAUUUCGUAACUGGUAUGCGUCAGAACUAUACACAUGCACAGUGGUUGAAAACCCAGUUGUCCGCUCGUGAUCUUGAUAUAGUCAAUCGACUGCACCAUCCCAUGGCAAUUUCCGAAUGGGCAAACUACCAUCCGCUGACACACGAAUUAG
Molecule: messenger RNA, 2360 nt
Organism: Dendroctonus ponderosae (mountain pine beetle)
Lineage: Eukaryota; Metazoa; Arthropoda; Insecta; Coleoptera; Curculionidae
Biological process (GO): protein processing
Cellular component (GO): plasma membrane
Molecular function (GO): metalloendopeptidase activity
Source: RefSeq, a predicted model, not a curated record